Molecule: messenger RNA, 7377 nt
Organism: Astyanax mexicanus (Mexican tetra)
Lineage: Eukaryota; Metazoa; Chordata; Actinopteri; Characiformes; Acestrorhamphidae
Gene: b4galnt3b
Product: beta-1,4-N-acetyl-galactosaminyl transferase 3b
Exons: 20
Coding region: 232-3726 (1164 amino acids)
Cellular component (GO): Golgi cisterna membrane
Molecular function (GO): acetylgalactosaminyltransferase activity
Source: RefSeq, a predicted model, not a curated record
UCGUGAGUCUGUGUGAGUUAGACUGUGUUUGGGUGAGUUAGGCUGUGUUAGGCUGUGUUUGGGUGGGUUAGGCUGUGUUUGGUGGUCUGGGCUACAGGAUGGUGCAGUUCCCCACAGGAGACGCUCACGCCCGUGGCCGCCUGGCCUGCACGUGACAGCCGGAGCGCCCCGCUGAUAGCCGCGCUGCUGCCCCGCGGGGAGGGAGCCGGAGCGCCGGCUGCAGAGCCCAGGAUGCGGCUGCUGUUGUUACCGGUGAGGAAGCUCAAGCGUAACGUGAGAUACCUGCUGUUCGGAGCCGUGCUGGUGGUCGCCGCUGUCGCCACCUAUCUGGAGUUUGUUGCCAGAAGUUCAAUAAAAAGCCAAGAUGGACUCCAAAUUGACCAGACAACGCGCAGAAAACUAGCAAUGAGGACAGCGCUGCACAGAGACCACAUUUCUCAAGUUAAUGAGGAGGAAAAUGACUGGACGUCCAAAUACAUUCCUCAGCUCUGGAAAACUGAGUAUAAGGGACAGGCUAAUCUUCAUGUGUUUGAGGACUGGUGUGGAAGCUCCAUUGCACAGCUUAGAAAAAACCUGCACUAUCCCUUAUACCCUCAUUCACGUAGCACAGUGAAGAAGCUAGCCGUGGCCCCCAGCUGGACAAACUAUGGUCUCAGGAUCUUUGGCUACAUCCACCCGUACACUGGUGGUGAGUUUGUUUUCGCCGUGGCUUCUGAUGAUAACUGUGAGUUCUGGCUAAGUCAGGAUGACAGCCCACACAACCUGAAGCUCAGAGCCUACGUUGGCAAGACUGGUAAAGAAUGGACUGCGCCAGGAGAAUAUGGGAAAUUUGCCAGCCAGAUAUCUCAGCCGGUUUUACUGGAGAAGCAGAAGAGAUAUUUUUUUGAGCUCAUCCACAAACAGGACAGUCAUGGAACAGAUCAUGUUGAGGUUGUGUGGAGGCUCAAUCAGGCUGGAACGAAGUUUACAGUUAUUGACUCCCAGUCCCUCUCGCUUUAUACCAAUGAAUCCACCUUUAAGAUGAACUACGUGAGUCACAUUCCUCAGACCGCUGCCAGUAAUAAAGAUGCAUCGCGAGAAGCUUCUGGCCCGACUCCUCCCCAUGGGGCAGACAUGCUGAGAGAGGAUCCUCGUGACACCUUUUUUCAGGUUCCAUUGUUGGACAAGUCACGUUUGUGGGGUGUUUUGCCAGAAUGUUCCUAUAAACCCACUUACAUCCUUAAAGGCUACACCUUGCAGCGGUAUCAGGGCCUGCAGUUUGUACAUCUUUUAUAUGUUUACCCUAAUGACUACACUCGCCUCACUCACAUGGAGAACGAGAACAAGUGUUUCUACCAGGAAAAGUCGGAGUACCUGGAAAGAUACGGCUUCUCCAGUUAUAUGACUCUGGAUCAGCCAGAAAGAGAGGACAUUGACACCAGAAAUGGAGAUGAAGGCAGGAGAGGAUGGAGGCCAAAACGAGGGUUUGAGGACUAUGAAAGAAAAUAUAGAGAAGAAGAGGAGGAGGACUACCCAACACAGAGCCAAAGAAAACUAUUGUCUCUACCUCUGACCAACGAGAGUAGAAAAAGGACGUGGAGAGAUAAUGAAAAUAUGAACGGAUCGUUGGGGCUACAGCAGGAGAAUUCACCAAACUGGCUUUCAGAGCAGAAUAGGACAGCAGACAACCACCAGCAAGAACAUGCAGAACUCCAGAUCCUAAACAAGACUGUGGAAAAGUCUGUACAGCAGUCCUCUAUCAUACUGCGCAAAGGACAAAUCAAGAGGUCAAAUGUACAAAGUAGUGAUGGACAUGAUCUGUCUCUCCAAAAAAGGGAACAUAUAGAAGAUCUCCAGCCUCAAGGAUCUUUACUUCAGGAACCUCAGGAUGUACUGGUUGAGGUUAAUGAUAAACCUGGUAAAGGAGUGAUAUUAGACGACUUUGCAAAUAAUAAAGCACAUGCAGUGCAAUCAGAGUGGUCAAGAAAUAGAUUAAAUAAAAAUAAAACUAUUAAACACUCAGCUUUGGGUGGUUCUAAAAAUAAACCAUCCAAAAGAAAGACUGGCAUUAAAGCUAAGGCUGGAGUUCCACAACAUAUUGAGGACAGAUUAAAUAAUAGCCAGGUUCUUCUAGCUGGUAAUGCAAACAACAUGCAAACAAAGAACGUCUCAAUAGCUAUGUCUUUUGAAGCCAAAGCAAAGGAGAAUAUCCCAGAGGAACGUGGAGCUGUACUAAGUGGGAAGACCAAUGCAACCCUGCUGGACGGUCCCAAAGACAGGUCCGAAGAUCAGGAGAAAGAAAGGACUAACUAUGCAUCAGACUAUAAGGACAUAGUGCCUCAUAAAUUAAAAAAAUUAGAUGAUUCCAUCAGUGAAAGCAAGUUCAAUGAUUUUAAGCAUGAAGAAUAUCAUAAUUCUGUUCUUCAGGAUACAGAGCAUCUUGACACCAAAAAGAAGGUCACUAAGUCCCAUUUACUCAACUCCAGUCCUGAGCAGAGGCACAAAGGCAUUGUGGCUCCACCCAUUGAGGAAAGUAACAACACAUGGAGGAGAGUUGGGAGGUUAGAGGGAAAGGUAGAUGAAGAUGCAGCAGAAGAAGAGAAGAAUCUGUCCAAAUUCGGGGAAGAAGAUGAAACUGUCGAUGACUGGAUGAUGUAUGGAGACUUGGACGAUGACUUCUUCACUAAGAUUGGCUUUGACGCUGAGGUGAACUGGGCUCAGACCUUUCAGGUGAAGCCUAUGGAUUUUCAGACGAUGCGAUCUGACUGGAUAGAUCUAACCUGUAACGUGUCCGGCAAUCUGCUGAUCGACAAAUCAGAAGCCAUGUUUGUGGUGCAGGCGUUCAUGGAUAAACUCAACGAGAAAUACCCAAGUGAGUUCUCCAUGCAGCAGAUAGUGAAUGUAGAGAAACGGCCUGACGUUCCUCAGGGCACUCGGUACCUGCUGGAGUUGGAUCUGUUGGACAGGGCGGGUAACAGGGUCCGUCUGGCUCAGUAUAUCUACCUCCUUAGGAAAGACCAGAAACGAAGCCGGUCUGUUUACAAGCAGAAAUAUAGCCCACAGCUGCUCUUCUGCAACCCUCAUAACUUCCAGUGGAACCCCACAGCUACUGUCCACUUCAUCAUCCCAGUGAAGAACCAGGCUCGCUGGGUCCAGCAGUUUAUAGCAGAUAUGGAGGAGCUGUACAAAGCCACUGGAGACAAGAACUUCAACAUCAUCGUCACUGACUUUUCCAGCACAGAUAUGGACGUUCAACAAGCCUUGGAAGACUCUCAAUUGCCCAGAUAUCAGUACCUUAGACUAGAAGGAAACUUUCAGAGAUCAGCAGGACUGCAGGCUGGAAUAGAUCUAAUUGAAAAUAAACACAGCAUUGUGUUUCUGUGUGAUCUACACAUCCAUUUUCCACUGGGGUUCAUAGACUCGGUGAGGAAACACUGUAUUGAAGGACGAAUGACCUUCGCUCCUAUAGUGAUGAGGCUUAACUGUGGUGCUACUCCUCAAGAACCUGACGGAUACUGGGAAGUAAAUGGCUUUGGGUUGAUGGGGAUUUAUAAAUCUGACCUGGACUCUAUUGGUGGCAUGAACACCAAAGACUUCACUGACCGCUGGGGAGGAGAGGACUGGGAACUACUGGACAGGAUCCUGGAGGCGGGACUGGAAGUGGAGCGGAUGUACUUGAAGAAUUUCUUCCAUUACUACCACUCUAAGCGCGGCAUGUGGAACCGCCGGAUAAUCCGCAAUACGUAACCAUGGCAACCACACAUCGCCGGGACAACAGUCACUGUGGCACUUUAUCCAGCAUUUUCUCUACUGGCCAGCUUAGAAUGGCACACUGUGGGCUGUGAGACAUUCCAGAGGUCGGGUUGCCUGAUGCAGUCCAGCAGUCGUGCAGUGGUGCUGAUGUGGUUUAAGGGACGUUUCAGGUUUGAUGUUUGAACCUGGAAAAAAAGAGAUAUAAAGACGAUAACUCAGGAAGAUGCUCCAGAAGAUGCUACUAUAAAAGAGUACUAUAAAAAAAGUACUUUAAAUAAUAAGUGCAUUAUUGCUUUAUUUAUACUCUAAAGCCUUUCUUUUAGUAGUGUCUUGCUUUAAAGAAACGAUAUGUGUUGAAUUUGAGGGAGUAUUUAUUGAGGAGAAAUGGUCUUCAGUUCUCUAUGAGGUGUGAACUGUGGACAGUACCUGUCUGAAACUCAUUGGUAGGGCUGUCCAGUCUAUGCCUGGAAAAUUGCCAUGCUAAAUUUAAAAAAAAGAGCUCACAGAAAAUCCAACUUACUUAUCCAACUUAGCUGAUGCUCCUUAAUCCUGAAAGUACACUAAAUGGACAAAAGUUAUGGGACACCUGCUUAGUUGUUGUUUCUUUUGCCAUUCCUUUGGACUGUUUCAACUCUGCACUAGUGAAGGCUGUGUAAUGAUUUUAAGGAUUUGAUUGCAUUCAGUGAUGAGAGCUGGUAAGACUUAGAGCCCUAUCUUAAAACCCGUGCAAGGCACAUUGUGAUGCUCAUUGCUAUCUUACCCUGCCAACAGUCUAUUUUCAUACCCUUGUGCCUGCGCAGUUUAAAAGCAAAGACGCUUAGGAGUAUAUUGCCGCUGAUGGUCUGGAAAAUGUAUAUUGGUAACGGAAAACACUGAUUUGAACCCUGACAACAGUCAAUCGUCUGACGCUCAUUGCUAUAUUAGCAACUCAGGCGUGCUUCAUACACUCAACAUACGUACACCCCCGCUUGUUACAUACACACACAGAUGUACAGCAGUGCACAAACCCUAUUUUCACAUCAACAAUAAACAGAAUAAAAUAACAUUGCUAUUCCCUUAAAUUACCUCCUCAUACACAUUUACAGCGUAAAUUUCCUCUGCCGAGAAGUGCAGAAGCUGUGUGCCCUUAAAAUACCAAUCUGCCAAAGUCAGAGCACACCUGGCUCUUAAAAGGAAUAGCAACUGACAAACUUUAUUUCACUUUACGUCCAAAACACACCCAUGAUUAAUUAAGAGAAUUAGUACAUGCCUUUUGCACGUUUCGAGCUGCCGAGGCACACUUUUUUCAUCGUUACGAUAUUAAAGACAAGCUGACACAGCCUAAAUCAAUAUGUGAGGUUCACGGUUGAUGACUCGCCUGUAGAUCACUAAAAUAGGGCCCCUAGUGAGGUCAGGAUGUUGGAUAUAUGCUCACAUUCCAGCUUGUUGUAUUAAAAAUAAGCUAUGGCAUGACAUUUGCUGUUUAUGUCAUGUCUUUUUUUCCCAGACUGUGUGUGAGUGUUCCUCUUAAAUGAUUACCUGAUUACUACUAAUUGAUUUUUUUUAUAAUGAUUGUUGCUGUGAGUUUAGGACUGGAUCUAAACACUGCAGAUCAUUUUUGAUUCCUGUCAAUGCACAAUAGAGAACUGCUGUUGUAAAAUGAUAUGUGUGAAGAAUGUUUAGUAUUUUUUCUUUAUUUUUUUUUUAUCUUUUGAUGUUAGGAAAAAGGGAUUACAAGACUCACAUUGUACCAGAGUCUACACGUUAGUGAUAAUACUGUAAAUAAAAUACAGUUGCUGUUACAAACUGAAUACCAAACUGAAGUAAAUAUUCCAUAUAAAAAAGAUAAUAGGAUUUCUUAAUAUCAUUUGGAAUACUCAUUUAAUUAGUGCACCAAUUGCUAAAUAAACUAUUUAUUAGAGAAAGGGAACCUAACAAAAGUCUGGUUGCUUGGAUCAGAUUAGGUUAGAGCAUCUCAGGUCCGAUCAAGUCAGGUCAGAUCAAAUUAGAUCAAUCAACUGUAUUGUCAUUGAGAAAUUACAAUAACAAAAAGCAGAAGCAUAUAAUGAGCACAUAAGUAUGUGCUAACUUGACUAUAUGGAUAAGAUGAGGUAGAAUGAAUGUGUAAGGUGCAUGAAUUUAACUACCGGUAAUAGAGAAAACGUAAUGUAUGUAAACAGAUUUUUAAAGUGAACAAUGUACAGAUGAGUGGAAUAAAUGUAUAAAUACAAAUAUAUACAUAUAUACAAGUAGAUGGGAAUUAAUAAGAUAUAAUAGAACGAUAUAAUAGAAACUUUCAUAGAAAGAAAAAAACAAUGUCAUAUCAAUCAUGCAGUUGAAGAGGUGCAAUUGAGAAAUCCAAAUGAGAUUUCCUGGGUAAAGAAAAACAAUCACAGAGUGUGUACAUAUAUAAAAUAUGGUACACACAAUCUGACAGAUUCCUAGACAGAACAGUACAUUCCCAGUAUAUAAAUAUACAUUUUAUUUGCUUUGUCCGAGCCACACAUUUUCCAGCAGCUAGAUCCUGAACUUUGGUGUCGUUUCUGUACUUAAAAUAAGAAUGUAAUGAAUUUACUAAAAAUGUCAUAAUUUAAAAAUACUUGUCCUGCAGAAUCGUCUCCAUGUUGAGGACAUUGUUUUUCUCAGUUACUCUUUUAAUAAUAUUAUUUCCACCUCUUUUUCCACCUUUACUUCAAUAUAAAGUGUAUUGCACUUCUUAGGAAUAAGGACUUUUCAGGAAAUAACCUUUACAGUUCAAAAGAAUGUUCACAUAAUUUCUUAUAGAAAAUUUGCAGUACCUGAACAUUGUUUUAUAGCUUUAAAUUGAGAUCCAUAUUCAGACAUCUCUUGAAGCAUUCAUUCAAAAUAGAUUCUAUAGUGUAAAAAAGUGAGUUUUAUAGGGAAUCCCCCAAACAACCCUUUGUUGCAUAUUUAUUUUGUAAGAGUGUGGGUGUGCAGUUGGGCCGUGCCUUCAGAGUUUAGGCCUUAACACAAGUUUAACUGUGGUUAAAUCAGCAUGGGGUUUACACAGUGUGUCUUAGGAAAAAAUGUUUAGAAAUGUUUAAAGAGAAAAGGAGAUAUUUUGAUGUUAUUCACAUUCCAAGAAGGAGUGGCAGCUGCUGUGUUGUUUCAGGUGUCGUUUCACUGUGAGGAUCCUCUCAGACACUUCAGUUCAUUCAUCUCAGCAAACUCAGCUCAGUCUUUUGUGUGGAGAUAACAGGGUUACAUAUUUCUCAGAUUGUUACAUCACGAGUGAUUUAGUAACUGCAAUAUAUAAAUAGUGACUCAGGAAAAUACACUGGCUCUAAAGUGCCUUUUUAUUGGAAAUUUAAGAAAAGGAAGUGCACACACAUGUAUGGUGUAUAUGCAUGGUUUUAUGCAAAAGUGUGUGCACCCCUGGUCAAAUGAACAUAAAUAUACACACACUGACACAUCCUGCACAUUCUAAAGCAUUAGUACAGUUUAUUUGCUUGACUCAGCAUAUUUCAAAAACCUUGUAUCUUCUUUUUUAUUUUUUUGCUUUUUACUUGCAUCUGAAUGUUUUUCUUGUAUUGUUUAAAAUGUUGUGAUAAAGAAAAUCCUCGUUAAAUAAUGACGAUUGUAAAUAUGAUGUAAAUUUUGUUUGUCACAAAAAAGAUAAUAAAUCUGGAAGUUUGUUAAAAAAUA